CAUACCUAGUUGUGCUGCCGAAUACCUUAUCCAGAGGGCUUGAACCAACCUCUUCCUUUUGAAGCUGCGUUGCUUGAAAGAGUGAGGCGAUAUUGGAGAAGGGAGUCUCCUUUAAUCUGACCCUCAGAAGGUAUUUGUCUGCCUCUAGCAGCUAACGACAGUUUUUGGAAUUGUAGAACAAGCGGGCCAGCAUGGCAAGCGCCAAUGUCAACUUCAAGUCGCGCGAUGAGCAUCGCAAAGCAGUGGAGUUGGAGGAGGCAAGGAAGGCAGGCCUUGCUCCUGCAGAAUUGGACGAAGAUGGGAAAGAAAUCAAUCCCCAUAUUCCCCAGUACAUGUCCUCUGCUCCUUGGUACCUGAAUCAAAGUGGGCCUGGGUUGAAGCAUCAGAAGAAUUGGAAAGAGGGGGGCAGCAUCAAAAAGCAGUGGUAUGACAGAGGGGCGACGACAUUUCAAGCGUCCAAGUUUAGGAAAGGGGCCUGCCAAAACUGUGGUGCCAUGACGCAUGAUUCCAAGCUGUGUCUGGAGCGGCCGCGCAAGCUGGGGGCCGUCCACACCAACAAAAAUAUCGCCGCGGACGAGAAGGUGGAGGAGAUUGAGCUCGACUUCGAGGGGAAGCGGGACCGCUGGAAUGGGUACGAUCCGAGCACGUAUGCCCGGGUGAUUGACACGUACCAGAAGCGGGACGAGCUGCGGCAGAAGGUGGUGCGGGAAGAGAAGCUCAAGAAGAAGUUUGCCAAGGCGGCCAAUGGGGAAGGGGCCAUUGAAAACGGGGAGAAGAAAGACGGGUCGGACAGUGAGAGCGAGAGCGAUGAGGAGGGGCAGGAUGAGGCCAAGCUGGACGAAAGCAAGCAGAUGGAUUUCGGCAAGGUGGAGAAGCGCGUGAGGACGACGGGGGGUGGGGCGACGGGCUCGGUCAGGAACCUGAGAAUUCGAGAAGACACGGCCAAGUAUCUCAUCAAUUUGGAUAUAGAAUCAGCGUACUACGAUCCUAAGACGCGGUCCAUGAGGGAGGACCCGAACCCGGAGAAGGCGCCAGAGGAGAAGUUCUUUGCGGGGGACAAUGCGUGGCGGGGCAAGGGCGAGGCAGAGCAGUUCAAGCAGCUGAACAUCCAUGCGUGGGAGGCACUGGAGCAUGGGCAGGACAUCCAUAUGCAGGCCACGCCGUCGCAGGCGGAGAUGCUGUACAAGGAGUUCAAGGUCAAGAAGGAGAAGCUGAAAGGGGCCACUAAGGAGGCAGUCCUGGCCAAGUAUGGAAACGCGGCGGCCGCGGACAAGCCCCCCGAUGAUCUGCUGCUGGGGCAGACAGAGGCGUUCAUCGAGUACGAUAGAACGGGGAAGCCGCUGAGGGGUGACAAGAUCGUGGUGCCGCGGAGCCGGUAUGAGGAGGACGUGCUGAUAAACAACCACACUUCGGUGUGGGGAUCGUGGUGGAAGGACGGGCAGUGGGGGUACAAGUGCUGCCGGCAGACGAUGCGUAACAGCUACUGCACGGGGCAGGCGGGGAUAGAGGCGAGCGAGGCAACGGCAGCGCUGAUGCAGAGCAACGUGGAAAGGAAGGAAGCGGAGCCAGAGGUGGUGCGCGAGCGUGAGGAGAAGAACACGGCGGCGUGGGGGGAGGACACGCCUGACGAUGUGCAACUAGACCGGGAGAAGUUGAAGGACGCGCUCAGGAAAGAGCAGGAUAGGGCAAGGGACGUAGAAAGGGACGAGCGAAAGAGGAAGUAUAAUGUCACGUACAGUAGUGAUGUGACGGCAGAGGAGAUGGAGGCGUAUCGCUUGGUCAAGUCAAGGACAGAUGACCCAAUGGCGGCCUUCUUAGGAAAAGACGGCGACGUAGAGGACGACAUCUAGUGCUGGGAUGUUCCUUGGGUAGGAGAACAAAGUCUCGUUGUGUUGUCGUGCUUCUGACAGGAUACCUCUCAUGCAGUCCAGCUUCGGAUGUGUACAUCGCCCUGGCAUUCAGUCGAUAGUGUGCCAAGAUAUGAUGUUGAAGUAUCGGGACAGGGCGCAUGCCGCCAAUCUUGACUUGGAGAGCUUGAUAGCGAUCGAUAAGGGCUAAACGAUGGACCCUGUGAGUCACUGUAAAGCCACCAAUUUCGGGCCUGCUGAAGCUCGCGGCGAUCGAUCCGUCUCCUUAGCA
Messenger RNA from Klebsormidium nitens, 2139 nucleotides. The record is from the annotation of a GenBank genome assembly. NCBI's taxonomy places the organism in Eukaryota, Viridiplantae, Streptophyta, Klebsormidiophyceae, Klebsormidiales, Klebsormidiaceae.